UCUUCCUCAACACUUCCUCAACAUUUGGUUCGAAAUUUCUGAAAUUGCAGAGACAAUGAGCACAACGAGCUACUACUCAUCCGCUGCAAGUUCGGCGAAUCGUUUUUUUCCUCAUGGUGUCCCGUCGAAAUGCUGGUGUGGAGAGGAUAUCAUCACAUUCACAUCGAAAACGAAAGAGAAUCCAUACCGGAGAUUCUACCGAUGCGCGAUUGCAAUGAAGAGGAAAAAUGAGGAUCACUUGUUCAAAUGGGUUGAUAAAGCUCUCUUAGAAGAAAUUAGGAUGGUGGAGGAGAAGUGUAAGUUAGUUGUAGCUGAUGUCAAUGCCUUGAGGAUGGAAGUGAUGUGUACUAUGAAGCUCCAAAACGAAAACUUUAAGAAGAUGGAGGAUGCGAUGAGUAAGAAGAUAGAGGAUGAAGUGAAGAACAUGAAGGAGAAUGUGGAGGAGCUGGGUCAUGUUAUGGCUAAGUCAGCUUUGAAGACAGUAGGUGUUGCUUCUGUUAUUCUUUGCUCAAUUGUAUGGCUAAACGACGUCGUUUUGGCUUUGUUUUGAGAAAUAAAGAGAAGAGUCAAAC
Arabidopsis arenosa is the source of this 572-nucleotide messenger RNA. The record is from the annotation of a GenBank genome assembly. NCBI's taxonomy places the organism in Eukaryota, Viridiplantae, Streptophyta, Magnoliopsida, Brassicales, Brassicaceae.